AUGGUGUUAAUGGAUUACAUUGUACACCUUAAUUCCUUCCUUGUUGAUCACAAGAAGUCGGAGCCCAUGAUCGAUUGGUCCGACCUUCUUAAAAUUUUCCUGUUCGUGAACGAUGCAACGCCGGAGCACCAUGGCGAUCAGGAGACGGUGGUCAGUUGGUAUGAUCUUGGUGAACUGUUAGGUUGACUAUCGCACCUGGCCCGAUCUACGUAUGAUACCAUCUCGGCGCUAGCCAAAAAGUUAGAGUGGUAG
Molecule: messenger RNA, 252 nt
Organism: Drosophila biarmipes
Lineage: Eukaryota; Metazoa; Arthropoda; Insecta; Diptera; Drosophilidae
Source: RefSeq, a predicted model, not a curated record